This is a messenger RNA of Jatropha curcas, 1102 nucleotides long. Its product is annotated as ras-related protein RABH1e. The record is from RefSeq and is a predicted model, not a curated record. NCBI's taxonomy places the organism in Eukaryota, Viridiplantae, Streptophyta, Magnoliopsida, Malpighiales, Euphorbiaceae. Gene Ontology annotation, molecular function: GTPase activity; GTP binding.
CUUGUCUUCUUCUUCUUCUCUCUCAUCAAAUCUCUGUGUUUUGUGAUUUUUGAGAGAGAAUUUGUUUGAGAUUUAGAUCUAAAUUUUUGUAUCCAACGAAAAAAAAAGAAUCAGAAAAAAUGGCAACAGUGUCUCCACUAGCGAAAUACAAACUGGUGUUCUUGGGAGAUCAAUCGGUAGGCAAAACCAGCAUAAUCACUCGCUUCAUGUACGAUAAAUUCGACACUACUUAUCAGGCUACCAUUGGGAUUGAUUUUUUGUCCAAAACAAUGUAUCUUGAAGAUCGAACUGUUCGUUUGCAGCUUUGGGAUACUGCUGGGCAGGAGAGAUUUAGGAGUCUCAUACCAAGCUAUAUCAGAGAUUCUUCCGUUGCUGUAAUUGUCUAUGAUGUGGCUAAUAGGCAAUCAUUUUUUAACACUUCUAAGUGGAUUGAGGAGGUACGAACAGAACGAGGCAGUGAUGUCAUUAUCGUCCUAGUUGGUAACAAAACUGAUCUUGUUGAUAAAAGGCAAGUCUCUAUAGAGGAAGGAGAUAGCAAGGCAAAAGAGUUUGGAGUGAUGUUUAUAGAAACCAGUGCAAAAGCAGGAUUCAAUAUUAAGCCUUUAUUCCGGAAAAUUGCUUCAGCAUUGCCGGGGAUGGAAACACUAUCUUCAACGAAACAAGAAGAUAUGGUUGAUGUGAACCUCAGGUCUACUGUCAAUUCAUCACAGAGUGAGCAGCAAGGAGGUGGUUGCGCAUGUUAGAGAGAAAUAUAUUCGGGGGAAAAAAAUAUAGAAAUUGAAGCACUUUCAAUACUCAAGUUAUACCCAAUUGAAUUUUAAAUUAACAAGACGAAUUGGUGAUUUUGACAAACUAAUUUGACAGCAAGAGGAAGAUAUUACAACAGAUUGGUGUUGGUGUUAAAAAUGCAAUCAUAUUUCAAAUGUCUAUGGGACGGAAGGCUAUAUAUGCUUCAAACUGAAGAUGGUAGAUUUGACAGAUUGAAUUGUUUCAUUAUAUUUGUUAAAUAUUUUUUUUUUUUUUUCUUGGUUUUUUCUUUUUGUUGAAACUUAUCUCCUCACUAUGAGUAUUUUGAACAGUAAGCUCUCUUUUUUCUUUUUUC